AUGUCUUCCCUCGCCUCCUGCCUCUUCUGCAAGAUCGUCAAGGGCGAGAUCCCUUGCAUGAAGCUCCUUGAGACAGACACGGUUCUCGCCUUCAUGGAUAUUGGCCCCAUUGCGAAGGGUCACUGUCUGGUCAUCCCCAAGUACCACGCUGUAAAGUUGACCGACCUCCCGGAUGACCAGAUGGCGGACAUCCUGCCCACCUGCAAGAAGCUUGCGGUUGCUACGGGCGCCGAGGACUUCAACAUUCUCCAGAACAACGGCCGCGCUGCCCACCAGGAGGUCGACCACGUUCACUUCCAUGUUAUUCCCAAGCCCGAUGACAAGGAGGGUCUUGGUGUCGGAUGGCCAGUCCAGGGGCUGUCCAAGGAGGCCAUUGCCACCAAGUUCGAGGAGAUGAAGCGCAAGCUUUAA
Messenger RNA from Apiotrichum porosum, 411 nucleotides. RefSeq names its product hit protein 1 (gene HNT1). Gene Ontology annotation, biological process: nucleotide metabolic process. Lineage: Eukaryota; Fungi; Basidiomycota; Tremellomycetes; Trichosporonales; Trichosporonaceae. The transcript has 10 exons. Gene Ontology annotation, molecular function: catalytic activity. Bases 1 to 411 code for a protein of 136 amino acids. The record is from RefSeq and is a predicted model, not a curated record.